This is a messenger RNA of Elaeis guineensis (African oil palm), 2680 nucleotides long. RefSeq names its product beta-galactosidase 11. Lineage: Eukaryota; Viridiplantae; Streptophyta; Magnoliopsida; Arecales; Arecaceae. Gene Ontology annotation, biological process: carbohydrate metabolic process. The record is from RefSeq and is a predicted model, not a curated record. Gene Ontology annotation, molecular function: carbohydrate binding; hydrolase activity, hydrolyzing O-glycosyl compounds.
AUGGCAAGCUCGCCGGAAAGCGUCGUCCGGUUCGUCGGCAUUGCAUGUCUUCUAUUCGCCCUCUCUGCGACCGCUGCCCCACCCCGCCGGCCCCGCAAGGCUGGCGUCUCGGGAGUGAGCUACGAUGGCCGAUCCAUCAUGAUCAAUGGAAGGAGAGAGCUUUUCUUCUCCGGGUCCAUCCAUUACCCACGCAGCACCCCAGAGAUGUGGCCGGAUCUCAUCCAGAAGGCCAAGCGUGGAGGGCUGAACGUGAUCCAAACCUACGUGUUUUGGAAUGUUCACGAGCCUGUGCAGGGCCAUUUCAAUUUCACUGGGAGGUAUGACCUAGUGAGAUUCAUCAAGCUGAUCCACAAGCACAAAAUGUAUGUGACCCUUAGACUUGGUCCUUUCAUUCAAGCAGAAUGGAAUCAUGGAGGGUUCCCAUACUGGCUGAAAGAGAUCCCUGGAAUUGUCUUCCGAACAGACAAUGAACCCUUCAAGUACCAUAUGCAAAAUUUUGUAACAAAAAUCAUGGACAUGAUGAAGAGUGAGAAGCUAUUUUUUCCUCAAGGAGGUCCCAUUAUUCUAGCACAGAUUGAGAAUGAAUACAACAUGGUGGAAGCUGCAUACAGAGAAGAUGGGCUGAAAUAUGUUCAGUGGGCAGCCAAUUUGGCUCUAGGGUUCAAUGCUGGAAUACCAUGGGUGAUGUGCAAGCAAAAGAAUGCUCCUGGACCAGUGAUCAAUGCGUGCAAUGGAAGGAACUGUGGAGAUACUUUCACUGGUCCUAACAGUCCAACCAAGCCCAGCAUCUGGACUGAGAACUGGACUGCUCAGUACAGAGUAUUUGGUGAUCCACCAUCUCAAAGAUCAGCCGAGGAUAUUGCAUACUCUGUCGCACGCUUCUUCUCAAAUAAUGGCGCACUCGUGAAUUACUACAUGUACCAUGGAGGAACCAAUUUCGGGAGGGAAGGUGCUUCAUAUGUGAUGACUCGAUAUUAUGAUGAAGCCCCUCUUGAUGAAUAUGGUUUGCCCAAGGAGCCUAAGUAUGGGCACCUGAGGGACCUGCAUCAAGCAUUGAAAUUAAGCAGGAAGGGUUUGCUUUGGGGGGUCCCCUCUGUCCAACCCUUGGGUCCAGGAUGUGAGGCAAGGUUGUAUGAGUCUCCUGACAGCAAGGUCUGUGUUGCUUUCCUCACCAACACCAACCCAAGAACAGAUGCGACAGUGAACUUCAGAGGUGUAAACUAUUUCCUGCCUCGCCGUUCCAUCAGCAUCCUUCCAGAUUGUAAGACUGUGAUCUUCAACACUCAGAGGGUGAAUGCUCAGCACAAUUCAAGGACAUUCCAUGCGGCAGGUGAAACAAACAAGAAUGACAAAUGGCAUAUGUUCCAAGAACGUAUACCAAAAUUCCGUAAUACUCGUAUUAUUUCAUCGAAGCCCUUGGAACUGUAUAACAUGACCAAAGACACCACAGAUUAUAUGUGGUAUACCACCAGGUUCAGAUUGGAGGAUGAGGAUUUGCCCAUGCGCCCAGACAUUCGCCCUGUGCUCCUAGUGUCAAGCCUUGGCCAUGCAAUGCAUGCCUUUGUCAAUGGCAUUUACAUAGGAUCUGGAAAUGGAGCAAAACUCGAAAAGAGUUUUGUCUUCCAGAAGCCCAUGGAACUAAAACGAGGAGUCAACCACAUUUCUAUCUUGGGCCUGACAAUUGGAUUUCCGGAUAAUGGAGCAUACUUAGAACAUAGACUUGCUGGCAUUCACACUGCUGCCAUCCAAGGUCUCAACACUGGGACUCUGGAUUUAUCACAAAAUAAAUGGGGGCACGAGGUUGGAAUGAAAGGAGAAAAGUUGGGCAUCUUCACUGAGGAGGGAUCCAAGAAGGUUCAGUGGACGGAAGCAAAGAAUGACAAGCCAGUGACAUGGUACAAGAGGUACUUUGAUAUGCCUCGUGGAAACGAUCCGGUUGCUCUAGAUAUGACCACCAUGGGGAAAGGACUUGCAUGGGUCAAUGGUAACUGCAUUGGUCGUUACUGGGUGUCCUAUCUCAGUCCCCUUGGAAAGCCUUCUCAGUCAGUAUACCACAUCCCGCGCGAAUGGUUGAAGCCGAAGGACAACCUUUUGGUCAUCUUUGAGGAGCAUGGAGGGAAGCCAGAGGGCAUACUGAUUGUGACUGUGAAGAGGGACAACAUCUGCACCGUAGUCACCGAGUUCCAUCCUCCUACUAUUAAGUCAUUUUCGAGGGAGGAUAAUGAGAUCAAGACCCUUGUCCAAGAUGUUAAACCAAGGGCUUACUUGAAGUGUGAUGACAACAAGGUCAUCCGCUCCAUUGCCUUUGCCAGCUUUGGGAACCCUACAGGCGCUUGUGGCAACUUCACUGUAGGAACCUGCCACUCUCCGCAGGCCGCAAGCGUCGUCGAGAAGGCCUGCUUGGAGAAGAAUUCCUGUGUGUUACCAGUCUCAGCCCAAGCCUAUGGUGCAGACCCUGCUUGUCCCGGAACAACGAGCACUCUUGUUGUCCAAGCUAAAUGUGCUCGGAAGAAGAAGGAUGACAAGGAGUGACUUACUGUUUCUCAUAGUACUUUUGUUGAGGAAUCUUGUAAUGAGAUGUGAAACUGAAAAUGAUCAAAGGCUAUCAUGUAAAAUUUCAUCUUGAACACGAUACUACAGUAGUUGGUGAAUCUAUCUGCUGGCAUAUUUUGCUUCUUUU